Molecule: messenger RNA, 1702 nt
Organism: Culex pipiens pallens (northern house mosquito)
Lineage: Eukaryota; Metazoa; Arthropoda; Insecta; Diptera; Culicidae
Product: outer dynein arm-docking complex subunit 1-like
Exons: 1
Coding region: 34-1701 (555 amino acids)
Source: RefSeq, a predicted model, not a curated record
CAUCCCGUAAGACCACCAUCCACUCUCACCACCAUGUCCGAGGAAGCCCUGCUGAUCGCGCCCGAGGUCGACGAGAACCUCUCGCCGGAGGAACGCCUCAAGGUGGACCGCGUGUUCGAGCGGGACAUCACGCGGCUCCAGCGGCAGUACCUGAACCUCGCCAGCACCGCUCCCGCCUCCAAGGAUGUGCAGAUUAUGCGCUGUCUGGAAAAGAAGCUCAAGUAUCUGGAGCGCGAGAAGAGGGAGCUUGGGGUGCGGGUGCAGGUCGCGUACGCUCCGUGUCACGUGAGGCGGUACGAGGGCCAGAUUGGGGAGGUGGAGCGGAAUGUUAGGAUGCAGGAGGAGUUGGAGCUGCGGAUCGGGGGGAUACGGACGGAGAUUCGACAUUUGGAGUCGCAGAUGAAAAGGUUGGAGAGGGAGCGGAAGGAGCUGCAGAAGGUGUCGCAGUCGGAUUACUUUUACUACAAUCGGGUGGCGAAGGCGAAGAAGCGGUUGGCGACGUUGGAGAAUCGGCUGUAUCACGCGAAGAAGCGGGAAGCGGUGAAUGUUGCGCGGAAUCGGAAGCUGAGGAAGGUCAUUAAGGACAUGCUGGUGGAUAGGAAGCAGUUUCAUCAGCACUGGCGACGGAUGAUCGAUCAGUUGGGGUACGAUAAGAAGUUCUUGAUCGAUAUGAUCGAGCGGACGAUCUUGGCGUUCAACCAGGGCGAGGAACUGUGUCACAAAAUUGACGCGUUGAAGAGUCAUCGUGCGAGGGAGGAGAAGGCUCAGCGGCAGGAGAUGCUGGAGCUGCAGCGGAGGAUCAAUACGGAUCGGAAGAAUCACGAGUUUUUGCGUGUGAAAGGGUUCCACCGGGAGAUGUACGAUCUGGAUGUGAGAGAGGUUCGGCGGAGGAACCUGAUGAAGGCGGAAUACACGAGGAAGCUCGAACUGUACCAGAGGAUCAUCGAGAAGACAAAGUCGUUUUGCAAGGUUGAAGAGGUGUCGCAGCUGAUUGAGAAGUACCAAAAGCAGGAGGACACGUUCUUUGCCCAUUUCAACUACUUGAACGAGCUGAACUUCCAGUAUGAACAGCUGAACUGUACGCUGGUGGAGCUGUACAAGAACGUGGAUGACUUGAAGGAGCGCAAACUUAGAAAAGAAGCUCAAGACGAGAAGUCAUUUAAAGAGUUGCACGAAACCUUGCUAGAGGAGUCGACUAAAUCGAAGCAGUUGGAAAAUUCCCUCAAAGACGGUGAACUCCUCGUGGUCUCUCAGCUGGAACAAAUCGACGAGAUACUUAACAUCGUGGGUUACGAUCGUACCGAGUUGAUGCGACUGCUGGGUGAACACCGCAAAAUCACCAAACAGAACGUGAUGCGCUUCCUGGCUGCCCUUGAGGUCCGCUUGAACGAAGUCCUCGCGAUUGUCUACACCAGCCCGGCCACACUGGACAACUCCACCCUGAAGAAACCGAUCGCCCGGGCCCCGGAGGAGGAGAUUCGCAUCGAGGAGAUCGUCACGACGCAGCAGUGUGCCGAAUGCGCCGAGGGGCAGGACGUCAACCGGUACGACGAAGCGAUCGUACUGCCGAACGAUCCGGGCCUGAUCAAGGAGGGCGUCGUGGUGAAGGUUCGCGCUCCGGAGAUGCAGUACCGCUUGCACAACCUGAGCAAGUGCAAACUGCCGCGGUCGCGGAUGUUGGUCAACAAGCGGUACCAGUAGA